Schistocerca nitens (vagrant locust) is the source of this 3135-nucleotide messenger RNA. RefSeq names its product trichohyalin-like. Bases 1 to 3135 code for a protein of 1044 amino acids. The record is from RefSeq and is a predicted model, not a curated record. Lineage: Eukaryota; Metazoa; Arthropoda; Insecta; Orthoptera; Acrididae. The transcript is spliced from 2 exons.
AUGAAGCAAGGAAGGAGAGACGGAAGCAAGGAAGGAGAGACGGAAGCAAGGAAGGAGAGACGGAAGCAAGGAAGGAGAGACGGCAGCAAGGAAGGAGAGACGGCAGCAAGGAAGGAGAGACGGCAGCAAGGAAGGAGAGACGGCAGCAAGGAAGGAGAGACGGCAGCAAGGAAGGAGAGACGGCAGCAAGGAAGGAGAGACGGCAGCAAGGAAGGAGAGACGGCAGCAAGGAAGGAGAGACGGCAGCAAGGAAGGAGAGACGGCAGCAAGGAAGGAGAGACGGCAGCAAGGAAGGAGAGACGGCAGCAAGGAAGGAGAGACGGCAGCAAGGAAGGAGAGACGGCAGCAAGGAAGGAGAGACGGCAGCAAGGAAGGAGAGACGGCAGCAAGGAAGGAGAGACGGCAGCAAGGAAGGAGAGACGGCAGCAAGGAAGGAGAGACGGCAGCAAGGAAGGAGAGACGGCAGCAAGGAAGGAGAGACGGCAGCAAGGAAGGAGAGACGGCAGCAAGGAAGGAGAGACGGCAGCAAGGAAGGAGAGACGGCAGCAAGGAAGGAGAGACGGCAGCAAGGAAGGAGAGACGGCAGCAAGGAAGGAGAGACGGCAGCAAGGAAGGAGAGACGGAAGCAAGGAAGGAGAGACGGAAGCAAGGAAGGAGAGACGGAAGCAAGGAAGGAGAGACGGAAGCAAGGAAGGAGAGACGGAAGCAAGGAAGGAAAGACGGAAGCAAGGAAGAAAAGACGGAAGCAAGGAAGAAAAGACGGAAGCAAGGAAGAAAAGACGGAAGCAAGGAAGAAAAGACGGAAGCAAGGAAGAAAAGACGGAAGCAAGGAAGAAAAGACGGAAGCAAGGAAGAAAAGACGGAAGCAAGGAAGAAAAGACGGAAGCAAGGAAGAAAAGACGGAAGCAAGGAAGAAAAGACGGAAGCAAGGAAGAAAAGACGGAAGCAAGGAAGAAAAGACGGAAGCAAGGAAGAAAAGACGGAAGCAAGGAAGAAAAGACGGAAGCAAGGAAGAAAAGACGGAAGCAAGGAAGAAAAGACGGAAGCAAGGAAGAAAAGACGGAAGCAAGGAAGAAAAGACGGAAGCAAGGAAGAAAAGACGGAAGCAAGGAAGAAAAGACGGAAGCAAGGAAGAAAAGACGGAAGCAAGGAAGAAAAGACGGAAGCAAGGAAGAAAAGACGGAAGCAAGGAAGAAAAGACGGAAGCAAGGAAGAAAAGACGGAAGCAAGGAAGAAAAGACGGAAGCAAGGAAGAAAAGACGGAAGCAAGGAAGAAAAGACGGAAGCAAGGAAGAAAAGACGGAAGCAAGGAAGAAAAGACGGAAGCAAGGAAGAAAAGACGGAAGCAAGGAAGAAAAGACGGAAGCAAGGAAGAAAAGACGGAAGCAAGGAAGAAAAGACGGAAGCAAGGAAGAAAAGACGGAAGCAAGGAAGAAAAGACGGAAGCAAGGAAGGAAAGACGGAAGCAAGGAAGGAAAGACGGAAGCAAGGAAGGAAAGACGGAAGCAAGGAAGGAAAGACGGAAGCAAGGAAGGAAAGACGGAAGCAAGGAAGGAAAGACGGAAGCAAGGAAGGAAAGACGGAAGCAAGGAAGGAAAGACGGAAGCAAGGAAGGAAAGACGGAAGCAAGGAAGGAAAGACGGAAGCAAGGAAGAAAAGACGGAAGCAAGGAAGAAAAGACGGAAGCAAGGAAGAAAAGACGGAAGCAAGGAAGAAAAGACGGAAGCAAGGAAGAAAAGACGGAAGCAAGGAAGAAAAGACGGAAGCAAGGAAGAAAAGACGGAAGCAAGGAAGAAAAGACGGAAGCAAGGAAGAAAAGACGGAAGCAAGGAAGAAAAGACGGAAGCAAGGAAGAAAAGACGGAAGCAAGGAAGAAAAGACGGAAGCAAGGAAGAAAAGACGGAAGCAAGGAAGAAAAGACGGAAGCAAGGAAGAAAAGACGGAAGCAAGGAAGAAAAGACGGAAGCAAGGAAGAAAAGACGGAAGCAAGGAAGAAAAGACGGAAGCAAGGAAGAAAAGACGGAAGCAAGGAAGAAAAGACGGAAGCAAGGAAGAAAAGACGGAAGCAAGGAAGAAAAGACGGAAGCAAGGAAGAAAAGACGGAAGCAAGGAAGAAAAGACGGAAGCAAGGAAGAAAAGACGGAAGCAAGGAAGAAAAGACGGAAGCAAGGAAGAAAAGACGGAAGCAAGGAAGAAAAGACGGAAGCAAGGAAGAAAAGACGGAAGCAAGGAAGAAAAGACGGAAGCAAGGAAGAAAAGACGGAAGCAAGGAAGAAAAGACGGAAGCAAGGAAGAAAAGACGGAAGCAAGGAAGAAAAGACGGAAGCAAGGAAGAAAAGACGGAAGCAAGGAAGAAAAGACGGAAGCAAGGAAGAAAAGACGGAAGCAAGGAAGAAAAGACGGAAGCAAGGAAGAAAAGACGGAAGCAAGGAAGAAAAGACGGAAGCAAGGAAGAAAAGACGGAAGCAAGGAAGAAAAGACGGAAGCAAGGAAGAAAAGACGGAAGCAAGGAAGAAAAGACGGAAGCAAGGAAGAAAAGACGGAAGCAAGGAAGAAAAGACGGAAGCAAGGAAGAAAAGACGGAAGCAAGGAAGAAAAGACGGAAGCAAGGAAGAAAAGACGGAAGCAAGGAAGAAAAGACGGAAGCAAGGAAGAAAAGACGGAAGCAAGGAAGAAAAGACGGAAGCAAGGAAGAAAAGACGGAAGCAAGGAAGAAAAGACGGAAGCAAGGAAGAAAAGACGGAAGCAAGGAAGAAAAGACGGAAGCAAGGAAGAAAAGACGGAAGCAAGGGAGAAAAGACGGAAGCAAGGGAGAAAAGACGGAAGCAAGGGAGAAAAGACGGAAGCAAGGGAGAAAAGACGGAAGCAAGGGAGAAAAGACGGAAGCAAGGAAGAAAAGACGGAAGCAAGGAAGAAAAGACGGAAGCAAGGAAGAAAAGACGGAAGCAAGGAAGAAAAGACGGAAGCAAGGAAGAAAAGACGGAAGCAAGGAAGAAAAGACGGAAGCAAGGAAGGAAGGACGGAAGCAAGGAAGGAAGGACGGAAGUAUUAAAUUCCUUCUUUUUGUUUAUUCUCGUUGCAGCUCUCAUCCCUGAGUUGCUGGCUGCGCUGGACCGCCAACUGGAGGCAGAGUGA